UGGCAAAAUUUUGGCCAUUGAGGACGAUUGGACCAACCAUACCAUCCAUGUACCUGAAUAAGGGUCAUGAAGAAGACAAGGAAUAUGGUCUCAGCCUCCUAAAGCCAAACAGUGAUGCCUGCAUGAAAUGGUUAAAUGCAAAGCCAAAAGGGUCUGUAGCAUAUAUGUGUCGUUCGGCAGUGUGGCAAAACUCGGAGAAGAGAAAGUGGAGGAACUUUGUUUGGGUUUGAGGAGAAGCAAAUGCUAUUUCUUGUGGGUGGUGAGAGCAUCAGAAUCAGCUAAGCUGCCAAAAGGGUUUGCAGAGGAGACAUCUGAAAAGGGUUUGGUGGUUUCAUGGUGCCCUCAAUUGGAAGUGUUGGCACAUGAGGCUGUAGGAUGCUUCGUCACACAUUGUGGUUGGAACUCUACUUUGGAGGCCUUGAGUUUAGGAGUUCCAAUGGUGGCAGUGCCACAGUGGGUUGACCAGAGCACCAAUGCCAAGUUCAUCAUGGAUGUGUGGAAAAUAGGGCUUAAAGCUCAAGCUGAUGAGAAAGGGAUAGUGAGAGGAGAAGAAAUUGCACAUUGUGUGACAGAAAUAUUGGAGGGGGAGAGAGGGAAGGAGAUUCGAAAGAACGUUUUGAAGUGGAAAGCAUUGGCGAGUUCAUUGCAAAACUGGUUCAGAACUAGCUAGGCAAAGCUCGGUGUAUUUCUGAAAAAAAAUUCCUUGUACAAGUCCUCUUGUGGAAAAUGUUAUUAGGGACUGAUUAAUAAUUUCCAUGACUAAUAAUUUUUAAAAGUCA
This is a messenger RNA of Prunus avium (sweet cherry), 779 nucleotides long. RefSeq names its product UDP-glycosyltransferase 74E2-like. Gene Ontology annotation, molecular function: UDP-glycosyltransferase activity. The record is from RefSeq and is a predicted model, not a curated record. Lineage: Eukaryota; Viridiplantae; Streptophyta; Magnoliopsida; Rosales; Rosaceae.